This is a messenger RNA of Cercocebus atys (sooty mangabey), 1294 nucleotides long. Its product is annotated as arginine-glutamic acid dipeptide repeats protein-like. Gene Ontology annotation, cellular component: nucleus. The record is from RefSeq and is a predicted model, not a curated record. Gene Ontology annotation, biological process: regulation of DNA-templated transcription. Gene Ontology annotation, molecular function: transcription coregulator activity. The transcript is spliced from 2 exons. Bases 1 to 1080 code for a protein of 359 amino acids. Lineage: Eukaryota; Metazoa; Chordata; Mammalia; Primates; Cercopithecidae.
AUGCCUUUGCUCCGCUCCCACCGCCCCCGCCCCUUCCCCAGACCCACCAUCACCACCGCCUCUGGCCGCCACCCCCAUCUUCCACCUGUGCCCUCACCACCACACUACACAGCACACCAGCCGCUGCAGGGCUCCCAUGGGCUGAGUGGGGAGCAGUUUUCCCCUGGCCUCAGUUCCCAGCUCCCCCCGCCCACCCACGCAUACACACAUGCCCUCCUGGACAAGGCUAACAUCCCACUUAGCCGCACCCUGCACCUGCUGCGUCCUCACUCCCUUGGUGGUGGGGACAUUGCUCUCUGGGCUUUUGGUUUGGGGGCGCUCUCUCUGCUCCUUCACUGUUCCCUCUGGCUUCCUGUAGUGGGACCUGGGAGGGUUCCCCUGGCCUUAAAAGGGGCCCAAGCCCCAUCUCAUCCUGGCCCGCCCUACUCCACUGCCCUGGCAGCAGCAGGUGUGGCCAGUGGAGGGGGUGCUGGCCCCAGGAUUCCCCCAGCCAAACUGUCUUUGUCAUCACAUGGGGCUCACACUUUUCAUCCUUCCCCACCUUCCCUAGUCCCUGCACUAGGUUGGGCAGCCCCCUUUGGCUCCAGGAAGGCAGGAGGGGUGUGUCCUUACUCCCGCUUCACUGUGGCCACAGCCCCCUUGCCCUCCGCCUGGGAUCUGAGUACAUGUGGUGGUGAUGGAGAUGCAGUCGCUUAUUGUCCAGGUGAGGCCCAUGAGCCCUGUGGCCGUCACCUGAGGUGGGCUGGGGCUGCUCCCCUCACCCUACUUUGCUUCCGCCACUCAGCCAUUUCCCCCUCCUCAGAUGGGGCACCAAUAACAAGGAGCUCACCCUGCCCUCUCCCAACCCCCCUCCUGCUCCUCCCUGCCCCCCAAGGUUCUGGUUCCAUUUUUCCUCUGUUCACAAACUACCUCUGGACAGUUGUGUUGUUUUUUGUUCAAUGUUCCAUUCUUCGACAUCCGUCAUUGCUGCUGCUACCAGCGCCAAAUGUUCAUCCUCAUUGCCUCCUGUUCUGCCCACGAUCCCCUCCCCCAAGAUACUCUUUGUGGGGAAGAGGGGCUGGGGCAUGGCAGGCUGGGUGACCGACUACCCCAGUCCCAGGGAAGGUGGGGCCCUGCCCCUAGGAUGCUGCAGCAGAGUGAGCAAGGGGGCCCAAAUCGACCAUAAAGGGUGUAGGGGCCGCCUCCUCCCCCUGUUCUGUUGGGGAGGGGUAGCCGUGAUUUGUCCCAGCCUGGGGCUCCCCCUCUGGUUUCCUAUUUGCAGUUACUUGAAUAAAAAAAAAUAUCCUUUUCUGGA